CACGGACCCGGCUCUGGAGGACUCGGGGGUCCGUGAGCAGUUAUGGACUGUUGUUGUUAUUAUUAUUAUUUAGGGGCUGUGUCAUCUAAUGUUCGGUCCACAGUUGAAUGUGUAGUGUGUGUGUGUGUGUGGGUUUGCUUCUCCCUCUCUCUCUCCCCGGUCCUCGGGGCUGUCUACGGAAGUGCGCGCCGUGGGAGAGGCGUGUCCUGGCGACUGUCGUCAUUGGGAGUCCCUCUUCACUGUUGCCGGUCCACCUGCAGCUGAUUACCUGACCAGCUGUUGGUAAUCAUCCUUCCCGGCUAGAGAGAGGGAUUUAACCUGGACUGGCGGCGACAGUCGACGUGGGAUUAUUACUCCGAACUGGAUAGCCGAGCGGAGAAGCGAGUUGGGGAGCACACGCACUAAGGGAGCUACAGCACGGGACGCACUGGGAGCAGGAGACGAGCACCAUUGGAAUAUUGCACCUUUGAGUUUAUUGUUGGACUUACCUGUCUGGUCACUGUAAAUAAAGUGCACUGUGGCAUCGAAGAGUCCCGCGUUUUGGGUCCUACUUUCCUCGUCCCCACGGUCUGCAUGGCAGACCGUGACAGAAUAAUCCCACCAACCACCAUGGACCCAGCAGACUCAAGAGUUGCCACGGAGGAGGGAUCGCUCACACAGCUGUGGGGUUACUGCCAGAGCGUAACCCAGGCUGUGGAUCCACACAUGAGACACAUACAGGUAGUGUUUUUUGAUAAUUAUCUUUCCUCCACUACCUUCUCUACGAGCUUUCUGGAUAUUGAUAAACUCAUUCAAAUUAUAACUGAGCUGCGGGCAAGCUCCAGCUUCGAACUGUUUGGUUUGGGCUGUCCGGGCAAGGAGGAUGCGGCUGCCUCCCUGGCAGCCCUUGCUGCUUGGUUUUUUCUUCAUAGGUGGAGAGUUUUUCCACCACCGCUUGCUGCUCACCUAUUGGACCCUCCACUGCAGGGAAGACGGCGCCCUGCUCCAUCUCCUCUCGUUCCUUCAGCGUCCUCUGUGUCGGCAGACAAAGGAUCGGCAGCGCUGGUAACCACAGUGAGUAAACCGGACUCUGUCUCCUUACUUAAUCCAGUCUCUCACGAGCAGGAGGGGACAGAUUCCUUUGACGCGGCCCCGCCAUCACGAAAGAGACGGCGUCGGCGUCAUCUUCGUCAAAUCGAAGCUCACCUCACUCCUGUGGUUUCGGAGGAACCAGCUGACUCAGGACUAGCCGCACAAGGAGCCGCAGUGAGUGAGACGGACUCUGAUGUUGGUAAAGACGUUUUUGUUAUGAAACCAGAGAUGGCUUCGUCUAAACCUAGGGACAGUGCCCAGUCAGUUAAUAAUAAAACUGGGCUCGCAAUGGAGGAUAAGCUUAAAGGGUCUGCAUUGCCAGAAAGUGGAGGCGGGCCGGAAGCUAAUUCUGGGUCAUUUCUUAAUGUAAGGAGUAGUGAUGGCUGCUUUUCUGGGGCUGGAUGCGGAGCCUUAGUUUCUGAGCCAGUUAGCUCUGGGACGGUGAACUCUGAAGGCGCUGGUGCGGCAGCUAAAUGGACAGAGGCUGUUAAUUCAGAGUUACUGCACUGUGCUAAUAUGCAUCCUGAAACUGUUUUUGUGGCUGUUGAUUUGUUAAAGGACCCGGUGCUAGAACAUGAACCUGCCACUACAGGCAAUCAGGAGGCUGGGAUUCUCCCCAAGGCCUCCCCAGAGGCCGAACUGGAGACCUCAGUUGCCUCUGGCUCCCUGGACAUUGUAGAGCCCGCGGUAACAUGUUCCUCCUCUCUACCCUUCAUGUUAGCCAUAUCACCCUCGACUCAGUCUGCUGCCCAGCACAUAACUCAGUCUUUAGUCCAGUCAACCUCUCAUCUUCAUCCUCAGUUGGAGGCCGGUAUGCCUGCUGGACCAACUCUGCCAUCUUUUCACCCGUCUGUUGUUCCUGCAUCGCUGCCCAGUCUACCACGAGUAGCUGCCACACCAUCGUCACCUCCGCCCUCUGCAGCUACUUCUCCACCAGCGUCUCAUCAGACUGCAGCGACCGCAGCACUCUCGGCUUCACCAUCCACAUCACCCGCUCGACCAUCAUCUUCACCGCCUGCAGCUACCGCAUCACCAUCUUCGCCUCCGGAUCAACCAUCUAAGCCCGCGUCGCAGCCGGAGGAGCAGCUCAGCGAGCGGGGGAGCCCGCGUCGCAGCCGGAGGAGCAGCUCAGCGAGCGGGGGAGCCCGCGUCGCAGCCGGAGGUGCUUGCGCCGCCAGCUGUGGAGCUCAGCAAGCCGGAGGAGCUCGGCGAGCGGGAGGAGCCCGCGUCGCCAGCUGCGGAGCUCAGCAAGCCCGAGCAGGAGCUCGGCGAGCGGGAGGAGCCCGCGUCGCCAGCUGCGGAGCUCAGCAAGCCCGAGCAGGAGCUCGGCGAGCAGGAGCUCGGCGAGCGGGAGGAGCUCGGCGAGCGGGAGGAGCUCGGCGAGCGGGAGGAGCUCGGCGAGCGGGAGGAGCCCGCGUCGCCAGCGGUGGAGCUCGGCGAGCCGGAGGAGCUCAGCGAGCCCGAGCUGGAGCUCAGCGAGCGGGAGGAGCCCGCGUCGCCAGCGUGGAGCUCACGGCCACCAUCAAGAGAGGGGCUCGGCGGGCCGGAGAAGCGCGCACCGCCGUCGGAGGUCGACGUGCAGGAUGCAUCUUUACAUCCACGCCUUCCACGUCCAGCGCGCCGUCCACGCCGUCCACGUCCAGCGCGCCGUCCACGCCGUCCACGUCCAGCGCGCCGUCCACGCCGUCCACGUCCAGCGCGCCGUCCACGCCGUCCACGUCCAGCGCGCCGUCCACGUCCAGCGCGUCGGGGAUCCUGGGCCUUUCAACUCUGUCGGCCGCCGGAGCUGCAACACCGCCGCCACCGGACCCGUGGCAGGCCACCGGAGCUGUCACACUGCCGCUACAAGACCCGUGGAGGGCCACCGGAACCGUUUCGCCGUUGCUGCCGGACCCAUGGCCGUCCGCCGGAGGUCCAGCGUUCCCUCCGAUGGACUAGAGGUAGGCCUCCGGAACUGUUUUCUGCCUCUGCCUACCUACAGCAGAUCUCACCUGUUUUGCCGCCCACCGGGUCGGUUGCCAGAACUAUGUCCGCUGCCAUUAGGGCGGGGGGUGGGCCUGCUGAACUGAGUUUUUUCGUUUUUGUUGUUUAGUGGUGGGGU
Oreochromis niloticus (Nile tilapia) is the source of this 3172-nucleotide messenger RNA. RefSeq names its product mucin-19. Lineage: Eukaryota; Metazoa; Chordata; Actinopteri; Cichliformes; Cichlidae. The record is from RefSeq and is a predicted model, not a curated record. The transcript has 3 exons. The coding region runs from base 574 to 3009 and encodes 811 amino acids.